Messenger RNA from Prorocentrum cordatum, 597 nucleotides. The record is from the annotation of a GenBank genome assembly. NCBI's taxonomy places the organism in Eukaryota, Dinophyceae, Prorocentrales, Prorocentraceae.
GGGACUACGAGAACACCCACGCAGCGUUCCUCGCGCUGGCCGUGGCGCUCAUAGUCGCCGCCCUGCGGGUGGUGCUGUUCGUCCUCGGGAGCGUCGGCACCGCCAUGGCCGUGGCCGCCGCCCGGGUGCUCGUCGGCAUGGCGAGCUCGCGGGGCAGGUCCGCCGUGCGGCCCUGCGGCGACCGGUGCUGCGCCGGGGGAGGCCUCGCGGCCGGCGCGUCGCGGGCCGGCGCCGCGGUCUCCGCGGCCGGGCAGUGGCUGGGGUCGUCCCUCGCCGACUUCCAGAGGGCCGUGGAGGACAGCGUGCUUCAGGAGUCCUUCGCGGAGGGGCCCCGCGAGCACUUCCGACGGAACCGGAUCCCUUGGAGCUACGACCCGGGGAGCAGCGAGGAGCUCGGCGGCGUGUUCGCCCGCAGGGCGGGCGGGCCCGGCGCCCGCGACGGCGAGCCGGCCCCGAGCGCCGCCGAGGGCGGCGUGCGCCCAGCGAUCGAGGCCGUGUGACCACCCGCGGCCGGCGCCCGCGGGCUGCUCGCCCCGCGGGGGGCAUCGCUCGGCCUCCGCGCUCCCUCGUCCUGCUCCUCCUCCUGCUCCUCCUCCU